Leishmania major strain Friedlin is the source of this 726-nucleotide messenger RNA. RefSeq lists its product as hypothetical. The record is from RefSeq and is a predicted model, not a curated record. The transcript has a single exon. Lineage: Eukaryota; Euglenozoa; Kinetoplastea; Trypanosomatida; Trypanosomatidae. The coding region runs from base 1 to 726 and encodes 241 amino acids.
AUGAAAAUCUUCUCGACGCUUGGUAAUCCCGGUACUCUGGCAGCCACCAAGCCUAAGAAGGGUGAGGUGGUCUUGGCGUCGCCCGAGGCGACUGUGAGCAAGUACAAGGAGGCUAUUAAGCAGCACAAGAAGGCGCUGAAGGAGCUGCACGCGUGCACCGAGCGCUUCACGCACGCCUUGGCCGCCGUCGCCGCCUCCCUGCAGCUCUUGACCUCCGAUACACAUAUUCCCGUCAUGGUCCAGUCCAGCGGCGCCCUCGCGAGUGGCAUCGAGGAAGUGCAGGAUGGUGUCCUUCUCCAGGACUUGAUGGAGGAGCUGGACUACUCGCUCUCCACCCGCUUCAAGCAGAUAGCAGAGGACCAGCGUGAGUUGAAAGAAAGUCGCGAGCGCAAGUCGAAAGCGGAGAGGACGCUAAUGCUCUUGAGGAGUCAGUGCGACAAGCUCCAGCUCAAGAAGGACGUGGAUGCCAAGGUGCAGGCGCUCUAUCUGGCCAAGACGCAGAAGCGGGACGAACACGAGGUCGAGUGCACACGGCUGAAGGCCGAGUUCGAGGACACUUUUCAGGACUUCACGAAGCGCUUCGGCAUCCUUGUAUACGAGGAUAUGAAGGGGCUCACGGUGCACCUCCACCGGGUACUCUCCGCGCUGUCUUACCAAGUUCGCAAGUGCAAGGACAAUAUCAUGGCCCACCCCAUCACCCCCAAGCCGAUCGCGGAGAUGUCUUGA